AUGUUAGCAAUCUCAAAAGUCGGAAAUGAACAGGGAUUUAACGAUGUUACCAAUGUUAGCGAGGGGGCUGAGGAUGGAGAUGACACCUGUCUUUCGGUAGUCCAGAUGCUCUUUAUUGUGUUCACCGUUGACAAUAAUUGCGAAAGAGUCACCCCUGCAAACAGUUACACCAAUCAGAAGUUCCAUGCAAUCCCGAUUUAUGCUUACUUCAUUGAGUUCCCGCGGCAUCAUACCAAAAAUGAGUCUUUGGCACAUAAACGAACUCUGAGUCAGAGUCUUGCCGACGCAGCCGCUGUGGCGGCUGGUCAUGCUUUAGAUAAUAUUUCUGAUUAG
Loa loa (African eye worm) is the source of this 333-nucleotide messenger RNA. RefSeq lists its product as hypothetical. The record is from RefSeq and is a predicted model, not a curated record. Bases 1 to 333 code for a protein of 110 amino acids. Lineage: Eukaryota; Metazoa; Nematoda; Chromadorea; Rhabditida; Onchocercidae. The transcript is spliced from 3 exons.